AUGUCGUCAAAAUCAGAGAAGAUGGUGUUUGGUAUGGUAGCAAUGUUUAUAUUAUUCAUGUCCAUAGGAUUGGAAAUCACUGGAUCCUUUUUACCAUUUUGGAUGAACCCGGUCAAUCAAACGUUCUCCAAUACUGGUGGAAAUGUGAGUUUUUCACUGUGGACUAAACAAGAGUGCUGGGAUAUUAUUUGUGAGACCAAGAUUAUACAUGUUCAAUGGACACAAGAAGAAUGCUACAAUAAAGAUGGUAAAGAUGAAUGUCAGAUCUUCCAUGGAACCAAAUCUAAACCAGUGACGAAAUGUUACCAAGCUUUCUACUGCAACAUCACGUGGAAUUUUCAAGAACUUCAUAAGACCCCUUCAUUGUUGCUUAUGGGCGUAGCUUUUGAAAUACCGAGUGUUCUGUGUGGAGUUAUUGCCCUUGUUAUUUGUAUCAUCAAAUUCUUUCUAUUAGUUGAAUUCCCGAACAGAAGUAGACGUCACAUAAAAACCGCUUAUCUAACAUUGAGCGGUAUGGCCGGUACAGGGUCUGUUGUGUCAAUUAUAAUAUUUUGUGUACAAUUGAACAAACAUGAAUUCCAUUUGGGAUGGGGACCAGUUUUCCCCGGCGUUGGCGGAUUUCUGCAACUCUGUAUCAGCAUCUGUGGUUAUUUAACAUGGAAUAAUCCAAAUGAAGAUGAUUGGUCUGAUGGUGUUCAUUCUUCAUUUCUAGACCAAUCAACAGACUCAACCAUCAAACCAACGACUAAACCGGAAGAGGAAAUGUUUAAAAUUGAGAUUUAA
Molecule: messenger RNA, 783 nt
Organism: Lottia gigantea (owl limpet)
Lineage: Eukaryota; Metazoa; Mollusca; Gastropoda; Lottiidae
Exons: 1
Coding region: 1-783 (260 amino acids)
Source: RefSeq, a predicted model, not a curated record